CAAUGGAGCCUUCUUUCUCUUCUAUUGAGACCCUUGUGAAGGAGAUAAAGAAAGAGAUGUUCUCAUCAAUCUCUAUUAUUUCUCCAUCCACAUCUGCUUAUGAAACUGCAUGGCUAGCCAUGAUUCCCGAAGACCCGCAUGAAAGAAAGAACCCAGCGUUCAAGGGUUGCUUGGAUUGGGUCCUCCAUAGCCAAAACGAUGAAGGGUUUUGGGGUGAAGAAGACAAAGAUGGUCAUCCCACCAUCGAUGCCCUUCCAGCCACUCUAGCAUGUAUUCUUGCACUCAAAUUGUGGGGGAUUGGAGAUGAUAAUAUUAAUAGAGGACUGAAAUUUAUCAAUGAAAGUAUCGUGAUCAUUCUAAAGGAGAAACAGAGAUAUAAUCAUCUUCCUUAUGGGUUCGUCCUUCUUUUCCCAUCAAUGAUAGAACAUGCUCAAAAGGCAGGAUUGGAAAUCUCCUUUACUAAUGAUCAACAUAUGAUCGUAGAAGACAUUUUCUUAAAGAGGCAACAAAUUCUUGACUCGAAGUGCAUAGUUGAACAAAAUGAUUGUUCAUCGUUUUUACCAUAUUUGGAAGCAAUUUUAUUGUCAUAUGAUCAAGUUGACAUGGGAAUCAUAACAAAACAAAUAGGUUAUGAUGAUUCCCUUUACAAGUCUCCAUCUGCUACAGCCCAAGCCUUUUUGGCCACCGGGGACCAAAGAUGCCUCAAAUAUCUCCAGUCCCUAGUUCAGAAUUUUCCUAAUGGAGUGCCACCAGUGUAUCCCAUAAGUGAAGAUCUGGUGAAGCUUUGUGUGGUAGACCAAAUACAAAGGUUAGGGUUGGCUGAGUACUUUCCUGAAGAGAUUCAACAAAUCUUAUCCAUUGCUUACAGGAAUUACGUGGGAAUCAACAAAUUGCAUAUCGAAAAGAAAAAUGAUCAUUUCUUACCAUUGAGGCUAUACAAUGACUCGUUAGCAUUUCGACUCUUGCGUUUGCACGGCUACGACGUUACUCCAGGGAAUUUUUGCUGGUUUUUGGAUGACGAACAAGUGAUUGGUCGUAUAAAGAAAGACAGUAGUCAAUUUUUGAGUGCCAUAUUGAACAUAUACAGAGCCACCGAUCUUAUGUUUUCAAGAGAAACUGAUCAGUUGGGUGUUGUGAGAUCGUUUUCCAGGGAAAUUCUGGAGAAAAGCAUGUCACUGGCAGAAAAUGUCAAUGAUUUUGUUGUCAUAUUACCAAACUUUCUCAAAAUGGUUGAGCAUGAACUAAAUAUGCCAUGGAUUGCUAGACUUGAUCACCUUGAUCAUAGGUUUUGGAUUGAGGAAAGCAAAUCUCACCCACUUUGGGUUGGCAAGAGCUCCUUCUACAGGCUGCCAUGGCUUCAUGAUGAGAAGCUAUUAAGACUGGCUGAGCAGAACUACAAGUUUAGGCAAGCUAUUUAUAGAAAGGAAUUGGAGGAAGUGGGAAAAUGGUGUAAGACAUCUGGCCUUAGUACUUUGAGAUUCGGAAGGGAGAAAACAACUUAUUGUUACUUCACAGUUGCUAGCAGCGCCACAUCUCUCCCACAUGAUUCCAUUGUUCGAAUUCUGAUCACCAAAAUGACGGUUCUCAUAACGUAUGCGGAUGAUUUCUUUGACAUGAAAGGCUCUUUGCAAGAGUUGCAAUGCCUCAAUGAUGCUGUGAAUAUAUGGGAUGGUGAAGGUCUAGAUGGGCUUGGCAAGAUUAUCUUUGAUGUGCUCGAUAAUCUCGUCAACAAUAUUUCAGAAGAAUACUAUCAUCGAUACAAAAGUGACAUACUUGAAGGCAUUAGAGAUUUGUGGAGAGAAACUUUUGAUUCAUGGAUGGUGGAAACUUGUUGGAGCAAGAAUGACUAUGUUCCAACAACUGACGAAUGUCUCCAUCUAGGGAUGAUAUCCAUUGCAGUUCACACUGUGGUCCUUAUCGCAUCAUGUUUUAUGAACCCUAAAAUACCUGAACACAAGCUGAGACCAUCUGAGUAUGAAGACAUCACGAAAUUACUUAUGGCUACAACACGGAUGUUGAACGAAACUCAGAGCUAUCAAAAGGAGCAAUUAGAUGGAAAAAAUAAUUUGGUGUUACUCUACUUAAAAGAAAACCCUAAUGUUGAUAUUGAGUACAUAGUGGGAAACAUAAAAGAGACUGUGGAAAAGAAGAAGAGGCAAUUGGUUGAGCUUGCUUUAAUUGAUGGCCUCAAUGACUUACCAAAGUCAUCCAACUAUCUUCAUCUUCAAUGCCUCAAAGUAUUUCAGAUGUUAUAUAGCUAUGCCAACAAUCGAUUUGAUACCGAAACAGAUUUAGUACCUUACAUAAAGAAGGCGAUCUUUGUUCCACCGAACCACCAUGUCUUGAUGCCAAUGAAAGGGAAGGAUAAGUCAAUACCCGUGUUACCCGACCCAUCUAGAUUGAAUAAGAAAUCGACAAUUUCUUCUCGGGCUUUUGAUGCAAACUUUGUAAUAGGUUUACCAAGAAUGCUCACUAAGCCGAGAUUUAUAAAGUCUACAUCAAAAUCUGCAUUAAAAGAAGGGGUUGUUCUGCCAAACUUCAGAAUUUGUUUCAUCUAGACACCAUAUGCACCUUCCCUUUCAUUAUUGUAAUUGUUUCUUUUUGGUUGUUUUGUCGGUGUUGGUCUUUGGUCAUGUAAUGAUCCGACAUAUUGUUUAUUUUCUCAUACUAUUUUGUGGUCUUGUUGUUUCCUUCUAUUUGGUUUUGAUUGAGUAAUAAAAUGGUUUUAUCAUUUAA
Molecule: messenger RNA, 2736 nt
Organism: Impatiens glandulifera
Lineage: Eukaryota; Viridiplantae; Streptophyta; Magnoliopsida; Ericales; Balsaminaceae
Product: (E,E)-geranyllinalool synthase-like
Exons: 12
Coding region: 3-2558 (851 amino acids)
Biological process (GO): diterpenoid biosynthetic process
Molecular function (GO): magnesium ion binding; terpene synthase activity
Source: RefSeq, a predicted model, not a curated record